AUGGAUAUGGCGAUUGAAACUACGCGUAGAGCAGCGAAAUAUUUUCUAAAAUUGGAGCUGAAGGAGAAAGAUAUUUCGGCCGUAAAAACGAAAACUUGCAGCGGACACGCGGUCCGAUGCUUCGCCGGCGGGCCGCGUAAAAGCAACGAGUCGCAGUGUCCGAUGCUGCAGAGAAUCGAGAAGCCAGUGCUAUCGACGGCGACGACGCCGUCGAUGACGUCGUCGACGACAAAGCAGAUGACGACGACAACGACGCUCGUGCGCAAUCAUCUGAACAGCACGUGCAGUGUCACCAAUUCACCGCAUCAGAAGAAGCUGCGUUUCCAUCUGGCGAAGGAGCGGAAAGCCAGCACCACUCUGGGCAUCAUCAUGGGUGCCUUCAUCGGCUGCUGGCUACCAUUUUUCCUACUGGCGCUGGUCAAACCGUUUCUCGAGGAUCCGGACGCCAUUCCGUCCUUCCUCUCGGAUCUUUUCCUGUGGCUUGGCUAUUGCAAUAGCCUGCUGAACCCAAUCAUCUACGCGAUCCUCAACAAGGACUUCCGCAAGCCCUUCCGCGAGAUACUUUUCUUCCGCUGCAGCAAUCUCAAUCAUAUGAUGCGCGAGGAGUUUUACCAGAGCCAGUAUGGCGAUCCGGUUAAUAACUACGAGAUCAAAGCUGGCUGCAGCGGCGGCGGCGGUGCGGAGAGCGCCGAGAGCGCGGAACACGAGGAUGGUAAUCAGGGCAUCGUCGAGUCGAUGGACAUCACCGGCGCGCCCGACGAGAGCUUCCUAUGAUCCGAGGAGCGUUCCUCGUCGUUCAUCGAGGACCGUAAUAUUCGACGGAGACCGCCGUCCUGCUGUAUCGAGCCCCUCCACAUCGCCAUCGAUCUCACCAACGGCACACAAAAUGAGAUCCUUUUAUGAUCGAUCACGAUCGAUGAGAAUCGCGAGGACGAUGUCGCGCGUUAUCGUCAUUGUCGUCGUCCCGAGAGGAUGACGGGAUGGUUUUUAUUCCGCGACCGCGUGACGAGCGCAUUGCGUAGGGAUGUCUCUCGAGAGAUCCUCCUGUGAUCCGAUCAACAGCGCCUGUGUGAUCUUAACGCCGUUAUAAGAGAUUGGCCGAAAAAAAAAAGAGAGAAAUAAAUAGAUAACUACUACGCGAUCAUAGUUGUGCCGAUAAAUUCAAAAUCUCACGUAAGAACUCUAUCAGUGUGUGACUCGAAGUUGAGGAGCGAUUUCCGGUCGCGAGAAAAAUAUUUUCAUUGAUUUAACUCAAAUUUAUUCACACCAAAGAUAAUUGAAGAGCUUAUUUUCAUAUGGUCUUAAUUUCAUACUUUUUAAACACUGAGAGCAUAUAGUGUGUGUUAUAAAGUGUGUUAUAUAUAUAUAUAUAUAUAUAUAUAUAUAUAUAUAUAU
Molecule: messenger RNA, 1395 nt
Organism: Cataglyphis hispanica
Lineage: Eukaryota; Metazoa; Arthropoda; Insecta; Hymenoptera; Formicidae
Product: 5-hydroxytryptamine receptor 1-like
Exons: 2
Coding region: 1-774 (257 amino acids)
Biological process (GO): adenylate cyclase-activating adrenergic receptor signaling pathway
Cellular component (GO): membrane
Molecular function (GO): melanocortin receptor activity; G protein-coupled amine receptor activity
Source: RefSeq, a predicted model, not a curated record